AUAAUAGAAUAAAGCGCUUUACGCUUUAUAAAAAAAAUCAAGUAAUUCUUUCAAUACACCCUUAUGAAUAUAGUUUCGCUUUGCACCCACUUGGAAAAUAUUGACUUCAUCAUUGUGUCUUCAUGUGACACGGAAGAAAAUAAAUAGUACAAGGGAAGUAGAAAUUGUUGAAGGAAGGAACAGUGAAUAACAAGUAAGGGCAUAAAUAACUAGUGAAAGUUUUUAUUCCCUAUUGAUACUUUUAAUACGGACCCAGAAAAAUAAUGCCAGGUGAUUUUCUUAAAUAAUAUCCAAAUUUAAAUAAGGAGUUUUAUUAAACUUUCCUUAACGUAUAAAUGUUUCAAUGCAGAGAAACGUAAUUUUGCUGAAUUGUUCAUCUGUGAAUGAGAAGAAUUAAUAUGAAGAUGGAAAGUGUCAUGAAAGAUUUUUGGUACAAAUUAUGGUAGAAAUGAAGUUUGAAAUCGAAUAAAAAAAACAUCAAUUGAUCAUCUCACUUGAUAUUUUGGGAAAAGUCAAUAAAGAUGAACAGAAAUUUGAAUUCUGUGAAAUUGUCUGAGUAAUGUUUUUAUUUAUGAAAAUAGACUAAAAUCUUCAAGAUUUUAGAAGAAGGAAAAUAUAUGAUUGGAGGCAUUUAUCACAUGAUAAAUUUGAAUAAUUUUACUGUUUAAGUAUUCAAAAUGGAUUUCGUAUCAUCAUACAACCGGUUCACACGGAAAUUGAAAGAACGACUUUUUAGUAUCAAAAAUAACAUUUUAAAAGAUCUUGCCGAAUGGAAAAUCAAACUUGCUUUAGCAGAACAAACUGGCGGCAAAUUGAAUAAACUCAUAAGCUCGGUUGAAAUUUGCAACGAACUUAAUAAUAAACUGGAAUCUAAAUUCAUCGUAUUUGAACGAAGAAUUUUAGAGCUUGAAAAUGAGAAGCACCAGAUGAAGGUGGAUAUACAAAAUCUUCAAGAGGAGAAAUGUCAAUUAUUGAAUAAGCUAAAUAAUUUUGAAGAGCUGAAACAAUUAAAUCAUAAAUUGGAAACAACCUUGGAGCGGGAAAUUCGCGAGAAAAAUAAUUUGAAAGUAAAAGUUGACAAUAGUUUUCAAGAGAUCGGUCGACUGGAAAAGGUUCAAAGAUCUGAAAAAUUCACAUUUAAAUAUCAAGAACGACAAACAAUUGCUAGAGAAGAAAAUAGAGCGCCUGAAAAAGCAGCACACCGAGUCGAAGAAGGCAGACAGGGAAAACAUCCACAAAUGGAAAACCAGUUUUGAGGAAUACCAAACAAAACUGCGAGAUUCGGAGUGUGUAAAAUUACAGCUAGCGGAAAAAAACUCCCGAUUAGAAGAAACAAACAGGGAAACGUCUAAAGAGGUGGAAAAGGAAAAUGAGCUCGUCUUCAAUCAAGAGAAAAGGAGAAUCAAGGAAGGGAAUAUGCAACUGGAUAAAUGGAUGAAAAGGAAUCACGAACUGAACACAUUAAUCAGAAAAAUUUUGCAAUAUUACAAUUGUUUGAGUGAGAUGAAUGAGAGAUAUAAGACAAGGGAGACGUCCCAGUAUGAAUGAAUAAUGCAUGAAUGAAACAUUUUCGAAUAAAUUAAUAUAAUAAAAAAAAAAGUAAUUAUCGAUUAUUCUACGCGUAUUAAUGAUUUUUCUUCUUCUUCAAAUAUAAAAUAAAAUGGCAAUAAGGAAUUUCCAAGUAUAUAUAUUGUUGCGACACCCCUCGUGUAGCAACGCACCUUCAAAUCAGCUAUAAGGUCUAACUGACACACUCAAACCUUGUUUUGAUCAAAUCUUAAAAUUAGUUCGCUUAGUCGGUUGACAAGUAGAAAAAAUUACAAUAGAUAGUGGAAAAACGUGGCUUGAUUACUAAAGUGGUUUCUGAAUUCUUUAUAUCCAAUUUAUAAAUUUCUUUGAAUUACUGUAUCCUAUUCCGUUUGAAGCUUGAAGUGUAGGUUGAUUGAUUGUCUCCACUUAUAUUCCGUGAGGUCGUGCGAGAUACUCGAAUUUGAGGUGUACCUAUUCAGGUUCCAUUCAAUAUAGUUCAGGGAACGAAUGCAACGAAUUCCACGAAACCCACAAACGUAAGCAUAAAUUAAAUAACCUAAAAAAUAUGUACUAAGAAACAAAUGUAAUUUACAGGAAAAUUUUAACUCUGUAAUAAAGUUUACAAGUUAUCAUUUCGGAAUUGUUUCGUUUGUUGCACUCUGCAACAUUAUUAAAAUUUUCGUUUUCCCGGACAAAAUUGAAAAAUGCCAAUCGAUCGAACUCCACCACAGGAUUAUAGUUGUCCUACCUGCAAAAAGUACGAUAACAGCCGGAUGGUCCAAUGCGACGAUUGUAGCAUUUGGUACCAUUUCGACUGUGUGGGAGUGACGGAAGAUGUUGAGAACCACGACUGGAGCUGCCUACAAUGCACGGAAGCUAAAAAAGCAGCCAAAUCCAAAGAACAAGUCUCUCAUCAAGGUAACCCACCCACGCAGUCCCAAGAAGCUGCCGUCGAAUUGCAGCAGGCAACAAGAACCCAAAAGGGAACAACGAGGACGACAAUGGAGAAUUUAGAUCCCAACAGUUUGUUUGCCCCUGGACCGUCAAACAGGAUGAUACAGCAGAAUGAUAGGAAAAGUGAAGGAAGUUUGCCAACGGUACAAGCAGAGAUACGGAUGAAAAUGCUUGAAGAAGAAAAGGCUCUCGAGCGAAAAUAUCUUCAGAGGAAAUACGAAAUUAUGAUGGAAGCCGCUGGUGGAUCUUCCGCACUGUUGGAGCAUAAUGUCGUGAACACUGAUCUCCUCGGAGCCCCAGUAAGUCAUUCAUCUCCAAUUAAUUCACAUCUACGGCCGAGCGCACCUCCGUUUCAUCCAAACCACGAUGAUCAUGCUGACGCAGAGGUUGAUUUGAUAAUGUUGAACCGGAGCCAGAUUGCUGCACGCCAGGCCAUACCCAGGGAUCUGCCAACUUUCGAUGGUGAUCCAGAAGAAUGGCCCCUUUUCGUAGCGACUUUCGAGAGCACAACACGGGUGUGCGGUUUCAGUCAGGAGGAAAAUAUAAUCCGACUACAGAAAUGCCUACGAGGCAAAGCAAAAGAGUCUGUUAGGAGUCAGUUGCUCCAUGCGAUGAAUGUGGACAAUGUCAUAUCUACACUAAGAAUGUUAUUCGGUCGCCCGGAGAUAAUCGUUCAUUCAGUAAUCCGGAAGAUUCAUACAUUGCCAGCACCAAAGGUCGACAAGUUGGGAUCAAUAGUGGAUUUCGCAGUGGCUGUUCGGAACAUGGUUGCUACAGUCCAUGCAUGUAAUCUAGAUGAGUACCUGUACAACAUCACUCUGUUACAGGAACUUGUGGAUCGUUUGCCUCCAAUGAUCAAAUUAAAUUGGGCCAUGUAUCGUCAGGGCAAGAACCAAGUAUCACUAGGUGACUUCAGCGAAUGGCUUAACAGCUUAGCGGAAGCCGCAAGCACUGUAACGAUUCCCUCGUUGACCACAUUUGCUGAAUCGAAGACAAGACGCGGUCGAAAAGAUAAUGGUUUCCUCAAUUCACACCAUGAAACGCCUUUAUUGUCAGGCCGAAAGCAAAUCAGUGAGGAUCAACAUGCAACCUGUUGUAUCUGCAACGGAACCUGUGUUUCAGUGGAGCGCUGCAAGAAGUUCUUGAGUUUUGAUCACUCUACGCGAUGGCAGAAUAUGAGAGAACGCAAACUUUGCCGAUGUUGCCUCAAGAAACAUAGAGGAUUCUGCAAAUCAAAAAAUGAGUGCGGAGUUAGUGGGUGUACCAGUAAACACCAUCAGCUGUUGCACAACAAUUCAUCGUUUAAACCGCGAACGCCACAGCCUCAAAAUUUCGAGCAGAUAACUGCGACACCACAGCCGAGAACCACGUCGGUUGCUGAGCACAAUUGCAAUAUUCAUCGUAGCGAUGAUACGGAAGUUCUUUUUCGAUAUGUGCCCGUUAUAUUGUAUGGUCAUGGAGUUAAAAUCGAAACAUACGCUUUUCUUGACGAUGGUUCGUCAUUGACGCUGCUUGAGAACGAUUUGGCAGUCGAAUUGAAACUUGAUGGCGUUGCGCACCCUCUCUGUUUACAGUGGACAGCUGACACAUGUCGCUAUGAGGAGUCGUCACAAAAAGUGUCCUUACAGAUUUCUGGUUCCCGGAAUCCUGGAGUACAAUAUCAUCUUCCAGCAGUACACACUGUCAAACAACUUAAGCUUCCCCCUCAAACAUUGGAAUUUUCUAAACUAGUUGACCAAUAUAAAUAUCUUAAAGGUUUACCGGUUGACUCUUACACCAAUGUACGCCCAAGAAUCCUAAUUGGAAUAAACAACUGGCGUGUGGGUCACGUUCUCGAUAGCCGUGAAAGAAAAGAAUAUGAGCCAGUCGCAUCAAAGACUCGUUUGGGGUGGAUGGUAUAUGGUGUACAUAAUAGCGCCCAGCAUCAUGAAAUGUAUACUGCAUACCACAGUUACCAUAUCUGUUCAAAUUCUAGUCAGAUUGAUGACGAUUUACAUAACAUUGUUAAGAAAUUCUUUGCGCUUGAUAGUAUCGGCAUAACUAAACCAGAUAAAAUGAUCUGUUCCAGUGAGGAUGAACGCGCCUGGUCCAUGAUGCGUGCUAUUACCACUUUAGAGAAUGGACACUAAGACUGCCUGACAACAAGGCAAUG
Messenger RNA from Toxorhynchites rutilus septentrionalis, 4636 nucleotides. RefSeq lists its product as uncharacterized. The transcript is spliced from 3 exons. Bases 2235 to 4613 code for a protein of 792 amino acids. The record is from RefSeq and is a predicted model, not a curated record. Lineage: Eukaryota; Metazoa; Arthropoda; Insecta; Diptera; Culicidae.